This is a messenger RNA of Penicillium cinerascens, 594 nucleotides long. RefSeq lists its product as uncharacterized. The record is from RefSeq and is a predicted model, not a curated record. Bases 1 to 594 code for a protein of 197 amino acids. Lineage: Eukaryota; Fungi; Ascomycota; Eurotiomycetes; Eurotiales; Aspergillaceae. The transcript has a single exon.
AUGGCCUCUCCGGCGCUUCGCACACGAGCAUUGCACCUCCGCCUCCGCAACUUGCAACCCGCCCGACUAAGCUCGAGCUUCACACAAGCUCGCCCUCUACACAAAGUCAUCUCCAGCAGCACCGUUUCUAAGAAAACUUCUCUUACCACACCACUUUCGACGGGCCCUAUUACAAACCUCCACCAUCAAACUAGACCCUACGCCGCCAACAGUGUCACCGGCAGACCACCAGCGGACCUCUUAGUUGAAGAACUGCAAGAUCUCUACGAAAUCGCUACCGACGAAUUCGAAAUCGCCACCGACAGUACUGACAGCGCAACCAUCUACGCCGCCUCGGACCGGGAAUCCGCGCGCGACGCUCUGAACCAGUUCAUCGCUGUUUACCACCUGUACAGCGGGAAGCCCGGGGAGCAGAUGGAGGGUGUUGGGGUCGGAGGAUCAACCACGGAGGGGAGUCCGAUCGUUGAGACGAAAUACAAUCCCAAGGGAGUGUCGGAUGAGGUUCGGGAUGAGGUUAAGAGGAGGGUCGGGCAGCGGGUUCGAGAGUUGAGGAGUGCGGUUGUUGUUUUGGAGGAGAGGGCUAGGGCUGAGUAG